Molecule: messenger RNA, 13677 nt
Organism: Adineta ricciae
Lineage: Eukaryota; Metazoa; Rotifera; Eurotatoria; Adinetida; Adinetidae
Source: the annotation of a GenBank genome assembly
AUGGCUGAGGAACUCGAACUAAACGAUCCUCGGAUCUAUUUCGUCGCUGAUUAUGUCCUUAAAAUUCUCAAACUGAAAUCAGAUAAAUUCGGCAAGAUGUACGGCAUCGAAGAAAACAAACAAAUGAUCCACGACUUCUUCGAUAAACCUGAUAAUCAAAUUCUUGUGAUUCAAUAUACAACAGCCGGUUCACUUCAGCCCGCGUUAACAUUUCCGACCAUUGUCAAAAACAAAUCCUGCUACUUCAUUAAGAAACGUCGUGAACCAGUGCCGAAAGAUGCAAUCCUUCGAGAUGUGAUCAUGUACGGCGAUUUAUCAACAUCGCCCGUCGAACAAUUGUCAGCAAUGAUCGACGAAUUACUUAUUCCUAUUCUACAAAAUCCAUCGAAUAAUGAAGCAUGGCCAAAAGUUCUCUCACAAGAUAUUCUUCGUCAUGCAAUGGGUAUUAAAAACAAAGUACACGUUCUAAAUGGUCAAAUGAAAGGUUUGUUGAAUUUUCAACUUGUUGAUUUCGCGUUCCUCCCAAAGUUUCCACCCGUUGCUAACAACGGAAAACACGAGUCGUCUUUUCAUAUAGGUAAAACACUCCUACCAGUUCCAGCUGGUACUGAACGAGUCACAGAUGAUAUGAGCAAUGACCAACAAGAAAAUGGUCAAGCGUCCACAGUCGAUAGUAAUUUAUUACAUGCUAUUGAAUCGGUUGUGAUUGAAUGGUCACAUCAAGUACAAGAUGUAUUGAAGAAAGAUUCAUCGCAAGCAUUAUUGGAUGGCGGAAGUCCAUUGCCCAGUGCCGAAGUCGAAUUUUGGCGAUCGAGAUAUAAUAAUCUUUUGAGCAUUCAUGAACAAUUAAACGAUCCUCGUGUGAAAAAAAUGGCAGAACUACUGCGAAAGACCAAUUCAAGUUACUAUCCAGCUUUCGAAACAUUAUUGCACGAUGUUCAAGAUUCAUUGGACGAAGCCAAAGAAAUCGAUCUCUAUCUCAAACCAGUUUCACAACAUUUUGACGGACUCGAAACGACAGAUUUUGGUGAAACUGUUCCACUCUAUCCACCAAUGUUUCACGCAAUAUGUCUAAUGUGGGCGAACUGCAAAGCCUAUCGUCGACCAGCACGUAUUAUCGUUCUUUUACAAGAGUUAAACAAUCUCAUCAUGAAACAAGCUUCAGAGUUUAUGGAACCAUUGGAUUUGUUCAAAGGUGAACCUGAUGAAUCGAUGGAAAAAAUCAAUCAAACAGUUCGGGCACUUGAAGCCUAUGAAAAUGCAUACAAGCAGUACAAAGGAAAUUUGAAGAACUACUUCAAAAACGGCGAAGUGGUUAAAGAAUUCGACUUUUCACCAAAAUUAGUCUUUGCCAAAUGGGAUUUGUUCAUGGCACGUGUGCGAAUCAUCCAAGACUUGUUUCAUAUCGCCAGCGAAUUUCUUCGAUUAGAAAAAGUCGAAAUCGGAGGUACAAAAGGCAAAACAUUGACAUCAUUGGUUUUCAAUAUUUUCGAACAAUUCAAAGACGAAUUCGAAACAAUGAGUAACAAAAAAUACGAUCCAUUAGAUCCAUCAUCCGACGAAUUUCUGGUGGACAUCGAACAUUUCAAACAAUUCCUUCGAGAUAUGGAAUUGAAACUAGCUUCAAUUAUUAAUCAAGCAUUCGAUGAUUCGAAUUGUUUGAGUAGUCAAUUCAAACUCAUUGGCAUGUUCGCUCCUAUGUUAGAACGGCCAGUUAUUUACGAAGCAUUCGUACGAAACUACGAUCGAUUGACACUUUCGGUCGAACAAGAAAUCGAUGAAGCACAUCAGGUCUAUGAAAGACAAAUGGCCUACAAACAACAGCAUGGAACUAUCGAAUUACAUCGAAAUCAACCACCUGUCGCUGGGUCAUUAGCAUGGGUCGAUGAAAUGAAAGAUCGUAUCGAAGAGCCAUGCGAAGCUUUUUUGAAAAUUGAUUAUCCAGCAAAAGAUACCUACGAAGGAAAACGUGUUAUUGCUAAACGCGCUGAACUAAUCCAACUAUUAGACAAUUUUGCUAAAAGUAUCUUCAAUGGUUGGUCGAAAACGGUUGGUCAAGCUGCUAAUGCUAAUCUAAAACAGAAUCUGAUCAUUCGAAGCCCGGAAACCAAACUCAUCAAAACCAAUUUCGAUCCACAACUCAUCGGUGUGCUACGUGAAGUGAAAUACAUGGAACAAACGAACGAAGGCGAUAACAAGGCGAAUAUUCCUGAAGAAGCGAAGAAAAUGUAUGAAGAAAAUGAGAAAUUUAUCAAUUAUGUCACUAAUCUCGAUUAUACGGUUUCAUCUUACAAUAAAAUCCGUAUGACCAUUCACGAUGUCGAAAAGCCACUUGUUCAAAAGCAAUUAGACGAAAUCGAUCAAAAUUUAACUAAAGCAGAGACAAGUCUAACAUGGGCAACGCCAGACAUUUGGGACUACAUCAAAGCAACUCGCGCUGAAGUCUAUGACUUGGAAAACCGUUUGCACAAAGCCAAAGCGGAUGUUGAACAAAUUCAACGUUUGAUGUCAACUUGGCAAGAUGUUCCACUAUACAAACGUUCCGAAGGCAAAUCGACCUUGUUGUUUCUUGAUGAUAAAGAACAACGAUUGAAUAACCGUUACAAAGAAAUUGAUGAAACAGGCAAGAAGAUUCAUGCGCUAUUAAAGGAAAACGGCGAAUUAUUCAAAGUCGAAAAUUUCGACACGGAUGCAUGGAGAAACUACGUCGAUUAUGUCGACAAAAUGGUCUUAGAAGGAUUCAGAAAGAUUAUUCAUUGUAAUUUGAUGUUCUUCAUGCGCGAAACUGAUCCUGCACAAAAUCCCGACCCUCUCUUCGAAGCACAAUUACAGCUACAACAACCAAACAUGGUCUUCAAUCCUUCGAUGGACGAAAAUGAUAAAAACACAUUCCUCGAACUAGUCGAAGAUCUCCUCAACACGAUUUACAAGCAAGGUUCAUUGAUUCCACGUCUCGCUAGUCAUACGAAACAAGCCAAUUAUCAAGAUGCACUAGAACAUAUGCACGACUUAUCGGACAUUCGAACAGAAUUCACCGACCGUGUCAAUGCAGUCAUAACCAAAGCUAACGAAUAUCGAGCUAUGUUUAAUAAAUAUGCUUAUUUAUGGGUAGAUGAUCGACAGGAGUUUAUGCGACAAUUUCUGCUCUAUGGUCAUGUAUUAACGCAAGAAGAAAUCGAUGCUGGCGGUGAACAAGGCGUGCCGCAAAAUCCGCCGACCUUACAGCAAUUCAAAGAACAAGUCGAUACGUACGAAGGCAUCUACGAUGAAGUUAGUAAAUUCGACGAUACGAAAAUCUUGGACAAAUGGUUUCGUGUUGAUUCUCGACCAUUCAAACAAGCGUUGCUCAAUAUUGCCAAGAAAUGGUCGUACAUGUUCAAACAACAUCUCAUGGAUGAUGUCACCAAUAGCUUACAAGAAUUAGCUGAUUUCAUCAAAUUACAUGACAAAGGUCUUAGUGUGACAAUCAAAGAAGGAGAUUAUGAUUUACUCGUUUCUCUCAUGGCUCAUCUGGGCGCUGUUCGUGAGAAACAGCCAAAAUUCGACAGCAUGUUCGAACCAAUGAAACAAAAACUUGAAUUCUUGAAAAACUACGGACAGGAAGUUCAUGAUGAUGUGUACGAACGUUUGAAUGUUCUACCAGAAAAAUGGGCGAAUACGAAGAAACUCGCCCUUACCGUUAAACAACAAGUCGCACCGCUACAAACCAACGAAGUGGCUAAUAUUCGUCGAAAAGUUGCCAGCUUCGAUGUUCAACAAUAUGAAUUUCGUGAAAAAUUCCGUAAAGAAGUGCCUUAUGCAUACGAUCAAACACUCGUUUACAAGAAAUUGGAUAAGGCAAAUGCCAAAGUCACCUCUAUGGAACGUGAAAUGCAAGCAUUGAGUAAUUCAGCAGCUUUGUUCGAAGUUACUGUGCCAGACUUCAAACAGAUCAAACAAUGCCGAAAAGAAAUCAAACUACUCAAACAACUGUGGGAUUAUAUUAAUUUAGUUCGAACACAAUUCGAAGAUUGGGAGAAAACCAAAUGGCGUGAAAUUAACGCAGAAACGAUGGAUCAAGAAUGUAAAAAAUUCGCUAAAGAUAUUCGAGGUUUGGAUAAGGAAAUGCGUGCUUGGAAUGCUUAUACCGGUCUUGAUGAUGCUGUGAAGAACAUGAUGACAUCAUUACGCGCUGUAACUGAACUACAAAAUCCAGCAAUUCGUGAACGUCACUGGCAUGAAUUGAUGCAAGCAACCGGUGUAGAAUUUGCAAUGACAGAUUCCACCACGUUUGCUGAUCUUGUUGCUCUACGUCUCCAUCAAUACGAAGAUGAAGUCAAAAACAUCGUCGACAAAGCUGUGAAAGAAAUGGCUAUGGAAAAAGUCUUACGUGAAUUGGAUAACACAUGGAAAUCGAUGGAAUUCACCCAGGAACCACAUACGCGUACAAAACUACCUUUGAUUGUCGUUCAAGAAGAGUUGAUUGAAGUUCUCGAAGAGAAUCAAGUUCAAUUGCAGAACAUGUUAACAUCGAAAUACAUUGCACAUUUUCUCAAAGAAGUCACCGAUUGGCAACGAAGUUUGUCUCAAGCUGAUCAAGUUAUUCACAUACUUUUGGAAGUCCAAAAGACUUGGUCACAUUUAGAAUCGAUUUUUAUUGGCUCGCAAGAUAUUCGUAAUCAAUUACCGGAAGAUUCACGACGAUUCGAUACGAUCGAUAAAGAUUUCCGUGUCAUUGCAGAAGAAAAUGGAAAAGAUCUGAACGUCGUCCGUUGCACGAAUAGAGAAAAAUUGAACGAUCGAUUAGAAGACAUCAAAGCACGAUUAUCCCUGUGCGAAAAAGCAUUAGCUGAUUAUUUGGAAACCAAACGAUUGGCAUUUCCACGAUUUUACUUCGUAUCAGCUGCUGAUCUUCUCGAUAUCUUAUCGAAUGGUAAUGAGCCGGAAAAAGUCAUGCGCCAUCUAACCAAACUGUUCGAUUCGAUGUCGAAACUAAAAUUAACCGAAGAGCGCGGACAUACAACAAAGAUUGCUACAGCUAUGUGGGCAAAAGAUGGCGAAUUCAUGCAAUUUCCAUCGUCAUGUGAUCUUAACGGUCAAGUUGAAGUUUGGCUUAAUCGACUUCUCGAGAAACAAUGUGAAACAGUACGACAUCACUUAACUGAAGCUGUUGGUGCCUAUGAAGAUAAAGCACGUGACCAAUGGAUUAUGGAUUAUCCUGCUCAAGUUGCCUUAACUGGUUCGCAGAUCUGGUGGACUGUGGAAGUGUGUGGUGCUUUCGCCAAAUUAGAAGAAGGUUACGAAAAUGCUCUAAAAGAUUUUUAUCGUAAACAAGUCUCCCAACUGAAUGCAUUGAUUGGACAUCUACUAGGUGAUUUGUCUGCUGGCGAUCGACAAAAGAUUAUGACUAUUUGUACAAUCGAUGUCCACGCUCGUGAUGUGGUCACGAAACUGAUAACUGCCAAAUGCGAAAGUGUCAAUGAUUUUAUGUGGCAAUGUCAAUUGCGACAUCGAUGGGAUGAGAAAGAAAAGGAUUGUUUUGCUAAUAUUUGCGAUGCACAAUUUCGUUAUGCUCAUGAAUAUCUCGGUAAUCAACCACGUCUAGUCAUUACUCCAUUAACAGAUCGUUGUUAUAUUACAUUGACACAAUCAUUGCAUUUAAUUAUGGGUGGUGCACCUGCUGGUCCAGCCGGUACGGGCAAAACGGAAACAACCAAAGAUUUAGGACGUGCAUUAGGUAUUAUGGUCUAUGUAUUCAAUUGUUCCGAACAGAUGGAUUACAAGUCAUGUGGUAAUAUUUAUAAAGGUUUAGCUCAAACAGGUGCGUGGGGUUGUUUCGAUGAAUUCAAUCGAAUUUCCGUUGAAGUACUUUCUGUCAUUGCUGUACAAGUCAAAACUAUUCAAGAUGCUAUUCGAGAGAAGAAACUACGAUUCUCGUUUAUGGGUGAAGAAAUUCGUCUCAAUCGUACUGUCGGUCUAUUUAUUACUAUGAAUCCUGGUUAUGCUGGUCGAACUGAAUUACCUGAAAAUUUGAAAGCCCUCUUUCGCCCAUGCGCUAUGGUCGUACCAGAUUUCGAUCUCAUUUCUGAAAUUAUGAUGGUCGCUGAAGGUUUCACAGAUGCUCGUUUAUUAGCUCGAAAAUUCAUCACUCUCUACUCGUUGUGUAAAGAAUUGCUAUCUAAACAAGACCAUUACGAUUGGGGUCUACGUGCUAUUAAAUCUGUCUUGGUCGUCGCUGGUUCUCUUCGACGAUCGGAUCCCGGCCGACCGGAAGAUCAAGUGUUAAUGCGCGCUUUACGUGAUUUCAACAUUCCGAAGAUCGUCACAGAUGAUAUGCCUGUCUUUAUGGGUCUUAUCGGUGAUCUGUUCCCUGCACUCGAUGUUCCACGUAAACGAAAUCUCGAUUUCGAAAAAUUAAUUAAACAAGCUACUGUUGACUUGAAACUUCAACCAGAAGAUUCGUUCAUUUUGAAAGUUGUUCAAUUACAAGAAUUAUUCGAAGUACGUCACUCGGUAUUCAUCGUUGGUAAUGCUGGUACAGGCAAAUCACAAAUUUGGAAAGUAUUGAAUCGUACAUAUCAUAAUCAGAAGCGCAAACCCGUUGCUAUUGAUCUAAAUCCCAAAGCUGUGACAAACGAUGAACUUUUCGGUAUUAUCAAUCCAGCCACCCGUGAAUGGAAAGAUGGUUUAUUUUCUACAACUAUGCGUGAUCUAGCAAAUGUGCAAUCCGAUGGCCCAAAAUGGAUUGUACUUGAUGGUGAUAUCGAUCCAAUGUGGAUUGAAUCUUUGAAUACUGUUAUGGAUGAUAACAAAGUAUUAACAUUAGCCAGUAAUGAACGUAUUCCAUUGAAUCCAACGAUGCGUCUUCUUUUCGAAAUCAGUCAUUUACGUACAGCUACACCGGCUACUGUCUCACGUGCUGGUAUUCUAUAUAUCAAUCCAGCUGAUCUUGGUUGGAAUCCGCAAGUAGCGACAUGGAUUGAUACGCGUGAAUUAACAUCUGAACGUGCAAAUUUAACAAUUCUGUUCGACAAAUAUGUUCCUAUGUGUCUCGAAGCUGUUAAAGGUCGUUUCAAAAAGAUCACACCUAUUGUUGAAGGUGCACAUAUUCACAUGCUGUGUCGUCUACUCGAAUGUAUGUUAACUCCAACAAAUACACCACCUGACUGUCCAAAGGAAUUGUACGAACUUUACUUCGUCUUUGCUUGUGUGUGGGCAUUUGGUUCGGCGUUGUUUCAAGAUCAAAUCACUGAUCAUCGAUUGGAAUUUUCCAAAUGGUGGGUGACCGAAUUCAAAUCCGUGAAAUUUCCGGUUCAAGGUACCGUCUUCGACUAUUAUAUCGACCCUGAGACGAAGAAAUUCGAACCGUGGACAAAACUCGUACCAAAGUUUGUCUUAGACAGCGAAAUGCCAUUACAAUCUGUUCUGGUACCAACCGCAGAAACAACUCGUAUUCGAUAUUUCAUGGAUUUACUUCUAGUGAAAGGAUGGCCAAUUAUGUUAGUUGGUAAUGCCGGUUGCGGUAAAACUGUACUGAUCAAUGAUAAAUUGGCAUCUCUCAACGAAGACUGGCUCGCUGUAUCUGUUCCAUUUAACUUCUAUACCACCAGUGAAAUGCUUCAAGGAAUUCUAGAAAAACCUUUGGAAAAGAAAGCUGGCCGAAACUAUGGUCCACCCGGUAGCAAAAAGAUCAUCUAUUUCAUUGACGAUAUGAACAUGCCCGAAGUCGAUCAAUACUAUACAUGUCAACCACACACACUUCUUCGUCAACAUUUGGAUUAUAAACAUUGGUAUGAUCGUCAGAAACUAACCUUGAAAGAAAUUCACAAUUGCCAGUACGUAAGCGCAAUGAAUCCAACCGCUGGUUCAUUUACAAUUGAUACACGCUUGCAACGUCACUUCGCUGUAUUUGCUGUGUCAUUUCCUGGCAUGGAAGCUUUGGAGACCAUCUACGUUGGUAUCUUAUCUCAACAUUUAGCCGAAGGCUUUGCGCAGACAGUACAAAAAUAUACCUUAAAUCUUGUUCGUGGUGCAUUGGAACUUCAUCGCCGUAUCACAGCAUCAUUUUUACCAACAGCUAUUAAAUUUCAUUACAUAUUCAAUCUCCGAGAUUUAUCAAACAUAUUUCAAGCCAUUCUCUUUGCGAAACCCGAUGCUAUCAAAACACACAACGAUUUGAUUCGACUCUAUCUUCAUGAAUCUGAACGUGUCUAUUGUGAUAAAUUAGUCGACCGAACGGAUAUUGAUACAUUUACAAAGUUGCAACGCGAUGUCGCGAAGAAAUCAUUCGAAGAAAUCGACGAAGAAUUCGUUUUCAAAAAACCGAACAUCUUCUGUCACUUUGCAUUAGGUGUUGGUGAUCCGAAGUAUAUGCCGAUCGACAAUUGGCCACAUUUACAAAAAUUAUUGAAUGACGCUCUCGAUGCCUACAAUGAACUGAAUGCACAAAUGAACUUAGUGCUGUUCGAAGAUGCUAUGACACAUGUCUGUCGAAUCAAUCGUAUAUUAGAAGCACCACGUGGUAAUGCUCUUCUGAUCGGUGUCGGUGGUAGUGGUAAACAAAGUNAUGACGCUCUCGAUGCCUACAAUGAACUGAAUGCACAAAUGAACUUAGUGCUGUUCGAAGAUGCUAUGACACAUGUCUGUCGAAUCAAUCGUAUAUUAGAAGCACCACGUGGUAAUGCUCUUCUGAUCGGUGUCGGUGGUAGUGGUAAACAAAGUUUAGCUCGAUUAGCAGCAUCGAUUAGUUCAUUGGAAGUGUUUCAAAUUACACUUCGAAAAGGUUAUAGCAUUGCUGAUCUGAAAACCGAUUUAGGAGCAUUGUAUAUCAAAGCUGGGCAGAAAGGCAUUGGAACCGUGUUUCUCAUGACGGAUUCUCAAGUGGCUGAUGAGAAAUUUCUGGUUUUAAUUAACGAUAUGCUUGCAUCAGGUGAAAUUCCAAGUCUAUUCGCUGAUGACGCUAUCGAGGAAAUCAUCGGCGCAAUGAGAAAUGAAGUCAAAUCGCAAGGUAUUGAUGACACUCGCGAAAAUAUUUGGAAAUAUUUCAUCGAAAAAGUUCGACGUAAUCUAAAAGUCGUUUUGUGCUUCUCGCCCGUCGGUACAACUCUUCGAGUCCGAUCACGAAAAUUUCCAGCUAUUACAAAUUGUACUUCCAUCGAUUGGUAUCACGAAUGGCCAGAAGAAGCUUUGAUCUCUGUCGCCAAUCGAUUCGUUGCUGACGUUGACACGCUCAAACCUGAACUGAAAGAUUCCGUUGCCAAAUUUAUGGCUUUUGUACAUAAAACUGUCAAUGAAAUGAGUGUUGCUUAUCUCAUGAACGAUAAACGAUACAAUUACACAACACCGAAAUCGUUUCUUGAGCAAAUUACUCUAUAUAAAAACUUGUUAUCAAAGCAAAAUCGUGAUCUACAAGACAAAAUCAUUCGUUUAGAAAGUGGUCUGGUUAAAUUACAAUCGUGUGCUCGACAAGUCGACGAUCUAAAAGAAAAACUUGCUGCACAGGAAGUCGAAUUAAAACAGAAAAACGACGAUGCUGACAAACUGAUUAAGGUGGUUGCUACCGAAACGGCAAAGGUAACGAAAGAAAAAGAAGCCGCCGGUGUUGAACAAGCUAAAGUCGUCGAGAUCGAGAAAGUUGUCACAGUGAAAGCAGAAGAUUGCGAACGUGAUUUAGCACGUGCUAUGCCUGCUCUACGAGCUGCCGAAGAAGCUUUGAACACACUGGAUAAAAAUAGCUUAACUGAAAUGAAAGCCUUCCCUAAUCCACCAGAAGCUGUACUUAAAGUCGGUGCUGCUGUGCUGUGUUUAAUGCCACCGGGUGGUAAAAUUCCUCGACCGAAUCAACGUGAUUGGAAAGCGUGUAAAGCGAACAUGGGAAACGUCGAUCAAUUUCUUCAAGCAUUGAAAACAUACGAUAAAGAACAUAUUCGUGAUGAUAUGCGUCGUGAAGUCAAAGUUUAUAUUGAUGAUCCAGAUUUCGAUCCUGAGAAGAUUCGAACGAAAUCAUUUGCUGCUGCUGGUCUUUCCGCUUGGGUUAUCAACAUUCUCCUAUUUUAUGAAGUUUAUUGUGAGGUCGAGCCUAAACGCUUAGCCUUGGAAAAAGCCAAUGCAGAAUUAAAAGCUGCUCGAGAUAAAUUAGAUUCAGUCAAUCGACAAGUUGCGCAACUGGAACAAGCUCUGGCGAAAUUAACAGCUGAAUAUGAAGUUGCUAUGGCUGCUAAACAAAAAUGUCAAGAUGAAGCUGAUCGUACAGCAUAUACCAUCAACUUAGCUAAUCGUCUAGUGAACGGUCUUGCAUCGGAAAAUGUCCGUUGGCGUGAAUCUGUUGCUGGUUAUCGAAAAUCGGAAGAAACAACGCCAGGAGAUGUGCUACUGAUUACAGCUUUCGUUUCAUACGUCGGUUGUUUCACUAAAGCCUAUCGAGUUGAUCUCAUGGAACAUCAUUGGAGACCACACUUAUCUGCAUUAAAAACUCCAAUUCCUGUUACUGCUGGUAUUGAUCCAUUGACGUUAGUCGUCGAUGAUGCCAUCGUUGCUGGAUGGAAUAAUGAAGGUUUACCAUCGGAUCGUAUGUCUACUGAAAACGCCACAAUUCUUACUAUUUGCGAACGUUGGCCAUUGAUGAUUGAUCCUCAAUUGCAAGGCAUCAAAUGGAUUAAACAACGUUACGGUGAACGCUUGAAAGUUAUUCGCUUGGGACAAAAAGGUUAUCUCGAUAAGAUUGAACAAGCUAUUGCAAGCGGUGAAACUCUUCUCAUUGAAAACAUCGAUGAAUCCAUCGAAGCUGUACUCGAUCCAUUGCUUGGCCGAAAUACUAUUCGUAAAGGCCGUGCUAUCCGAUUAGGUGAUAAAGAAAUUGAAUAUCAUCCAGAUUUUCGUCUUAUCCUACAAACAAAACUUGCCAAUCCACAUUAUAAACCUGAAAUGCAAGCUCAAACGACACUGAUCAACUUUACGGUCACAAAGGAUGGUUUGGAAGAUCAAUUGUUAGCCGAUGUCGUAGCUAAAGAACGUCCUGAUCUCGAACGAUUGAAAUCGGAUUUGACAAAACAACAAAAUGAAUUCAAGAUCACAUUGAAACGUCUAGAAGAUAACCUUUUAGCUCGUCUAUCAUCGGCUGGUUCGAAUUUUCUUGGCGACACGGAACUUGUCGAGAAUUUGGAAAAUACCAAACGAACAGCGACUGAAAUCGAAGAAAAAGUCGGCGAAGCUAAAAUUACUUCAGUGAAGAUCGACGAAGCUCGUGAAUUAUACCGUCCCGCAGCAGCACGCGCCAGUUUGAUCUACUUUAUCAUGAACGAUCUUUGCCGUAUCCAUCCGAUGUAUCAAUUCUCAUUGAAAGCAUUCAAAGUUGUGUUCGCCAAUGCAAUCGAAAAGGCAGAACCAUCGGAAGAUGUUAAAGCACGUGUACACAAUCUCAUCGAUUCGAUUACAUACUUCACAUUCAUUUAUACAACUCGUGGUCUAUUCGAAAAACACAAACUUAUCUUCACAUCACAAAUGUCAUUCUUGAUUCUGCUCGCAUCGAAAGAAAUCGAUCCGAAAGAAUUAGAUUUUCUUCUUCGUUAUCCAGUCACACCCAAUGUUAUUUCGCCCGUUGACUUUCUCAACGAUAUUUCAUGGGGUGGAAUCAAAUCGUUGUCAUCUAUGAAUGAAUUUACCAAUCUCGAUCGAGAUAUCGAAGGUUCGGCAAAACGAUGGAAGAAAUAUGUGGAAAUGGAAGCGCCAGAAAAAGAAAAACUACCACAAGAAUGGAAAAACAAAACACCUUUACAAAAACUGUGUAUGAUGCGAGCACUUCGACCUGAUCGUAUGCUCUAUGCGCUAAGUUUAUUCGUCGAAGAGAAAUUAGGCAAACAGUUUGUUGAGAAUCGUGCAGUGCCAUUCACUAAAUCAUAUGAAGAAACAAAUACAACAACACCAGUAUUCUUCAUCCUUUCACCAGGUGUCGAUCCAAUCAAAGAUGUCGAAGCACUUGGCAAAAAACUAGGCUUCACAUCCAACCAAAAGACAUUCCAUAACAUUUCACUUGGUCAAGGUCAACAAAUUGUCGCAGAAGAAGCUAUGGAUGUGGCAGCCAAGGAUGGACACUGGGUUGUCUUACAGAACAUUCACUUAGUAUCAAGUUGGCUACCACAGUUAGAAAAGAAACUAGAACAAUGUUGGGAAAUGGGUCAUGAAAACUUUCGUAUAUACAUGUCUGCUGAACCAUCAGCUGAUCCAUCUGGACAUUGUAUCCCCCAAGGUAUUCUCGAGUCUGCUGUGAAAAUUACGAACGAACCACCAACAGGAAUGCAGGCGAAUUUACAUAAAGCCUUGGAUUUGUUCAACCAAGAUACGUUGGAAAUGUGUGCAAAAGAAACCGAAUUCAAAUCGAUUUUAUUUGCACUUUGUUAUUUCCAUGCUGUUGUAGCUGAACGACGUAAAUUCGGUGCUCAAGGUUGGAAUCGAAACUAUCCAUUCAAUAACGGUGAUUUGACAAUUUCUGUCAACGUACUUUACAACUAUUUGGAGGCCAAUUCCAAAGUACCAUGGGAAGAUCUUCGAUAUUUAUUUGGUGAAAUUAUGUAUGGUGGUCACAUUACUGACGACUGGGAUCGUCGUCUGUGUAAAACAUAUCUCGAAGAAUACAUGAAUGCACAAAUGUUCGAUGGCGAACUCCUUCUUGCUCCUGGUUUUCCUAUUCCACCAGCAACUGAUUACAAAGGCUAUCAUGCCUACAUUGAUGAAUAUCUUCCGCCAGAAUCACCCUACUUGUAUGGCUUACAUCCCAAUGCUGAAAUUGAUUUUCUAACGACAACUAGUGAAAACUUAUUCAAAACUGUGCUGGAAAUGCAGCCACGUGACACAGGUGCGGGAGCCGGUGGUGAAGGUUCAGGAAUGACUCGUGAAGAAAAGAUCAAAGCGAAACUGGAUGAAAUCUUAGAUAAAUUACCAGACGAAUUUCCUGUUCGAGAACUUUAUGCUAAAGCUGAAGAUAAAACUCCGUAUACAGUCGUUGCUUUACAAGAAUGUGAACGUAUGAACAUCUUAACACGAGAAAUGAGACGAUCAUUGAAAGAAUUGAACCUUGGUCUCAAAGGUGAACUAACCAUUACUGCUGAUAUGGAACAAUUACAAGAUGCUCUAUUCUUCGAGCAAGUACCAGCAGCAUGGACGAAACGUGCUUAUCCGUCCAUGUACAGUCUUGGUUUGUGGUAUAGCGACUUGUUAUUACGUAUUCGUGAGUUGGAAAUGUGGACAAACGAUUUUCAACUACCAGCAGCUGUCUGGCUUGGCGGUCUGUUCAAUCCUCAAUCAUUUUUAACAGCUAUUAUGCAAACGACUGCACGUAAGAAUGAAUGGCCUCUGGAUAAAAUGUGUCUAUCUGUCGAUGUAACAAAAAAGACGCGAGAAGAAUUAGGUGGUGCACCAAGAGAAGGUGCUUAUGUUCAUGGUCUAUAUAUGGAAGGCGCCCGAUGGGAUACACAAACCGGUCAACUAAGCGAAUCAAGAUUGAAAGAAUUAACACCGAUGAUGCCUGUUGUCUUCGUUAAAGCUAUACCAGUCGAUCGUCGUGAAACGAAGAAUAUUUAUGAAUGUCCAGUCUACAAAACUAAACAACGAGGUCCCACAUUCGUUUGGACAUUUAAUUUACGUACCAAAGAAAAACCAGCUAAAUGGAUCUUAGGUGGUGUUUGUCUUCUAUUAGCUGUGUGA